This is a messenger RNA of Brugia malayi, 252 nucleotides long. RefSeq lists its product as uncharacterized. Lineage: Eukaryota; Metazoa; Nematoda; Chromadorea; Rhabditida; Onchocercidae. Bases 1 to 252 code for a protein of 83 amino acids. The transcript has 3 exons. The record is from RefSeq and is a predicted model, not a curated record.
AUGGAACAAACUGUAUCAGCAAAUUAUUCUCGAAUUUGCGGUAGAGAGCUAAUAUAUGCAUUAAUUAAGAAAUGUACUCCGACAAAUAGUACCUAUCCAUGCUUUCAAAGUUCAACAAAUACAAUAUAUGCUGAUAGGAAAUCAAAUCGUAGCUAUCGUCGAGGUGUUGCGACAGUUUGUUGCGAUUACGGGAAAUGUUCGCAAGAAUAUUUGGCGACAUUUUGUUGUGAAAAAUUAGUUGUUGCACAAUGA